GGGGCGGCGUCUCUGCUGCGCUUGGGUUUCCGGACCUGUAGCCCGUGGCCUGAGACUUGGGGAGUGGGAUUACCCUUGGAGGAAUUUGUUGUGGUGAAAAGGAAAAGAGAAACGUUUGUCUUUCCCUUUCUUUAGAACAAAGAAGAGAGUGAACAGUGAGCAGGCCUGAUCAUUCCUAGUUUUUGGUUUUUUUUUUUUUUUCACUUUAACUGCUCGGAACUCUGCCUGUCUGUAACUAAAGUUCGCUUUUUCUGACCCCUGACUCUGCAGGAGCCACAAUUCACCACCACCACCACCCCCCCCCCCACCUUGGACUCUAUGCUAAAUACACCCCGUACGUGGUGUUCACGCUUACAGCACCCUUCUCCUUGAAGUUACAUGUCAGAAAGAAGGCUCCCCAGAGCCACCGAAUCGCCAGACUCAGUUAUGGGUUACUGACGACAGUGUAGGACUGUCUUUUAAACAAUGCAAGAGGAAGAAAUCAAGAUCCUAUCACCUCUUUGGGGGCCUGCCUGUUGGCUCAGAAGGUAAAGAAUCUGCCUGCGGUUUGGAGACCCGGGUUCGAUCCCUGGGUCAGGAAGACCCCCUGGAGAAGGAAAUGACAAUCCACUCCAGUAAUUCUUGCCUGGAGAAUCCCAUGGACAGAGGAGCCUGGAGGGGCUCCAGUCCACGGGGGUCGCCAAGAGUCCGGAAGAUGGCUGAGCUUGUCCGUCAAUAAAACUGGAUUUCCAAUGGCAGGCUGAAUUUGCGGAAGGGACCACAGCUUUCUGAUCCCCAACAUGAAGGAGGCAGCAUAAAGGAAAACACAAAAUGAGGUGGCACUAGUGGUGAAGAACCCGCCUGCCAAUGAAGGAGACCUGAGCUCGAUCCCUGGGCCGGGACGAUCCCCUGGAGGAGGAAACGGCAGCCCACUCCAGUACUCUGGCCUGGAGAAUCUCAUGGACCGAGGAGCCUGGCGGACUACAGUCCACGAAGUUGCAAAAGAGUCAGACAGCACUUGGCGACUCAACAGCGAUGAACAGACAUGGCAGAAUUUCCCGUCUCCGUCAUUACGUGGACAGCGCACUAGCGGUAACAGUAAGAAGCCAUGAAACAGCUGUUCUGUGGCUGGCGCUGCUGGCUGUCAGCGUCCCUGUGGUGCUUCUUUGGGAGCCUUCAGGGAACAUUCAUCACCAGGAACUCGAGACCCAACAUUGUCCUGUUCAUGGCGGACGACCUUGGGGUGGGAGAUUUAUGCUGCUACGGUAACAACUCAGUGAGCACGCCGAACAUCGACCGGCUGGCCAGCGAGGGCGUGAGGCUCACCCAUCACUUGGCGGCCGCCUCUAUGUGUACCCCGAGCAGGGCCGCCUUCCUGACCGGCCGCUACCCUGUCAGAUCAGGAAUGGCGUCCUCCUCCAACCUGAAUCGUGACGUGGUCUGGCUCGGAGGGUCGGGCGGGCUGCCUCCCAACGAGACGACGUUCGCCAAGCUGCUGCAGCAUCGAGGUUACCACACGGGACUCAUAGGGAAGUGGCACCAGGGUCUCAGCUGUGCAUCCCGCGACGACCACUGCUACCACCCGCUCAACCAUGGCUUCGACUACUUCUACGGGAUGCCGUUCGAGCUCCUGAGCGACUGCCAGGCGUUCCACACGCCCGAGCUGCACCGCCGGCUGAGGGUCCGCCUCUGGGUGUCCACGGUGGUGCUGGCCGUCAUCCCCCUGCUCCUGCUCGUCCCCACCUGCGCCCGCUGGUUCCCGGUCCCCUGGCCGGUGAUCCUGGCCUUCGCCCUGCUGGCCCUCCUGUUCUUCGCGUCCUGGUUCUCCAGCUACGGCUUCACGCGCCGCUGGAACUGCGUGCUCAUGCGGAACCACGAGAUCCUUCAGCAGCCGGUCAGGCUGGAGAGGCUCACCUCGCUCAUGCUCAAGGAGGCGCUGGCCUUCAUCGACAGGUAUAAGCGUGGACCAUUCCUGCUCUUCAUCUCCUUUCUGCAUGUCCACACGCCUCUGAUCACCAAGGAGAAAUUCGUCGGGCACAGUAAAUUCGGCUUGUAUGGUGACAACGUAGAAGAGAUGGAUUGGAUGGUGGGGAAGAUCCUGGAGGCCCUGGACCGGGAGCGCCUGGCCAACCACACGCUGGUCUACUUCACCUCGGACAACGGGGGCCGCCUGGAGGCACAGGACCGCAGCGGGCAGCUGGGCGGCUGGAACGGGCGCUACAGAGGAGGCAGAGGCAUGGGCGGAUGGGAAGGAGGCAUCCGGGUGCCUGGAAUUUUCCGGUGGCCAACAGUCCUGGAGGCGGGGAAGGUCAUUGACGAACCUACAAGCCUCAUGGACAUUUUCCCGACACUGUCUUACAUUGGAGGAGGCAUUCUACCACCGGGCAGAGUGAUUGACGGCCGGAACCUCAUGCCGCUGUUGGAAGGCAGGGUCUCCCGCUCCGAGCACGAGUUCCUCUUCCACUACUGCGGGGUCUCCCUGCACACGGCCAGGUGGUAUCAGAAGGACUGUGCAACCGUGUGGAAGGUGCAUUUCGUGACGCCCAAGUUCUCCCCUGAGGGGGCGGGCGCCUGCUACGGGAGUGGAGUCUGUCCGUGUUCGGGCGAUGUCACCUACCACGACCCUCCCCUGCUCUUCGACAUCUCCAGAGACCCUUCCGAGUCGAGGCCUCUCAACCCCGACAACGAAGCCUCGUUUGACUCCGUGGUGAAGAAGGUGGAAGCGGCCGUCAGACGGCACCGUGGGACGCUCACGCCGGUCCCUCAACAGCUGUCCACGUUCAACACCCUCUGGAAGCCGUGGCUGCAGCCCUGCUGUGGGACCUUCCCUUUCUGCGGCUGCGACAGGGCGGACGACAUCGUGUCCGCCGCGUGGUGAGCAGAGAGGGGCUGCUUCUUACCAACCAGCAACACGCGGUUACCACGGAGCUCUCAGCUGGCCCAUUCAGUCCUCUGGGGAUCAGACACGAUGCCCUCUGUCAUGUUCCUUUUAAAUCCUCAGAUUCUAGAUCUUUCCUCAAGUCACAUCCAGCAGCAUGGUGAAACAAAAGCAGAUCCGUAUACCCGUGAAACUAUGGAGCAUUCAUUUUACUUUUUUUGGUAUGACUGUGUCCUUGUUCAAGGAAGAAGACAGAUCAAGAGGACCUUCUGCAGAACCACAAGAAUCUCGAUGAUACCUUCCACAAAAAAUUAUUAGAAGCAGCCCUUUCGAUGUCACUGUUUUAACUUUCACAGUGUUGUUAGAAAUGUCUUCAUCCAGAUCCUAAACCCAGAGACACUGCUUUUGUAUCCGAGCUUACACGAAUUUGGCAAGUUUCUUGUUCUUGUUCUGCAUCACGGAGACCAUGAAAAUUCUCAAAAUAGGCCGAGAAGUCACACAGCUACAGUAACGCCAUGAUAGUGUGGAUAUGUGUUUUUAAAACACUUCACAAAACUUAGAAGAGGCAAGUAGUCUCAGCUCUGUUUCCACAUGAGGAAAGUGAUUUUUGUCAUAUUUAAGUAACCACACGAGAUUGUAUAAAUGUUACGGCAAAAGAGUAUUUAAGUUAUAUUUCUUUUCAAAACACACUGCAAAUAUGAUAGCAUCAGAUAGUAAAGUCUUGUCUGUUUCCCUUGGCUUUUCUUCAUCCUACUGGGAGAGUAGGUAAGUCCUUGCCUUUAAGGCAUUGUGCUGUUCAGUCACUGAGUCAUGUCUGACUCUUGGCCAUACCCAUGGACUCGAGCACACCAGGCUUCCCUGUCACUCACCAUCUCCCGGAACUUGCUCCAACUCAUGUCCAAAGAGUCCGUGAUGCUAUCUAGCCAUCUCAUCUUCAACAGCCUCCUUCUCCUCCUGUCCUCAAUCUUUCCCAGCAUCAGGGUCUUUUCCAGUGACUUGACUCUUCCCAUCAGGUGGCCAGAGUAUUUUGGAGCUUCAGCUUCAGCAUCAGUCCUUCCAGUGAACAUUCACAGCUGAUUUCCUUUAAUGAUGUAUCAUAUAAUAAAUACAGAUAUUUACAGAUAAAAACUGUUUUACCAGUGUUACUAAGCAUAUUCAUUGCAAUAAAUUGAGUGUAAUGUGAAAUUCAAUCUCAUCCAUGUUAAAAAAAAGGAAUCGGAGUAUGUUCUUACAUAGUCAUAAUUUUGAAUAGGAUCUUUUCCACUGUUUAAUUUUCUAUUUAACAGUGUAGCAGCUCCAGAGAAUUUUCUCCAAGUACUUUCACCUUAAAUUCUUUUUUUUUUUUAGUUUUUAAUUAAUUAGUUUAUUUAUUUUACUUUACAACAUUGUAUUGGUUUUGCCAUACAUUGACUUGAAUCCGCCAUGGGUGUCCAUGUGUUCCCCAUCCUAACACAUCCCACCUCCCUCCCCAUCCCAUCCCUCGGGGUCAUCCCAGUGCACCAGCCCCGGGCAUCCUGUCUCAUGCGUCGAACCUGGACUGGUGAUUCGUUUCUUAAUUAUGCUUUUUAAACAAAGUUUAAAUUAAAAGGUAAAAUCUGAAAGAAAGGAGAGGUUUCUGAGGCAAAAUCUGGGCAAAACUCGGGGAUUCUGAGACAAAAAUCUGAGAGAAGCCAGAGGGUUUGGAGGCAAAAUCUGACAGAAAGAAGGAUCUCCUGAGGUAAAAUCUGACAGAAAGAAGACACUUCUGAGGUAAAAUCUUACAGAAAGACAGUCUUUCUGAAGCAAAAAUAUGAUGAAAAGUAGUACCUCCUGAGGUAAACCUGACACAAACGUGAGUUCCUGAGCCUAAAUCUGACAGUAACUAGGGCAUCCUGAGUUACAUGUUUCAUAAACAAACCUUCUGGUCCUGAGGCAAAAUCUGACAGAAUCCUUGCGGUCCUGACACAAAAUCUCACAGAAACUAGGGGCUCCCGAGGCAAAAACUGAUGGACAAAAAAAGUAGAUGGAUCUGAGGCAAAUCUCACCAACACUAGAGGGUCGUGAGGUAAAAUCCUCACCAGAACUAAAGGGUCUAAGAUGAAAUCUCACGUUAGGUGGGGGUUUUGAGUCAAAUCUGAGAGAAAGUAGGGCUUUCAGAGAGAAAUAUGGCAGAAACUAGGGGGUUCUUUGUUAAAAUCUGACACGUCUUAGCAACUAACACUUUUUGGGCUUCCCUAAUGGCCCAUACUGUUAAUCAAUCUGCUUGCAACGCUGGAGACCUUUGUUCAAUUCCUUCAGUUCAGUUCAGUUCAGUUCAGUCACUCAGUCGUGUCCGACUCUUUGCGACCCCGUGGACUGCAGCACGCCAGGCCUCCCUGUCCAUCACCAACUCCCGGGAUUUACUCAAACUCAUGUCCAUGGAGUCAGUGAUGCCAUCCAACCAUCUCAUCCUGUAUUGCCCCCUUCUCCUCCCACCUUCAGUCUUUCCCAGCAUCUGGGUCUUUUCCAAUGAGUCAGGAAGACCAAGUCAGGAAUUGACCAAGUCAGUUCCUUGGUCAGGAAGAAUUCUUGGAGAAUGAAAAGACACUCCUCUCCAGUAUUCUUGCCUAGAGAAUCCCAUGGACAGAACAGACUAGCCACUAAUGGCCAUGGGGCACAAUGAGUCAGACUCGACUGAAGUGACUUAGGACAUACUCUGUAGGACGGGGAACUCUACUCAGUUCUUUGUAAUGAUAUGUAUGAAAAAGAAUCAAAAAGAGAAAUGUAUAUAUUCAGUUUAGUGUACACCAGGAAGAACCUGUUUGUUCAUCUGCUUGCAUUGUGGGAGACCUGAGUUCAGUCCCUGAGUGGGGAAAAUCUCCUGGUGAAGGGAUUGG
Messenger RNA from Dama dama (fallow deer), 5712 nucleotides. RefSeq names its product arylsulfatase family member H (gene ARSH). Gene Ontology annotation, molecular function: arylsulfatase activity. The transcript has 13 exons. Bases 1088 to 2857 code for a protein of 589 amino acids. The record is from RefSeq and is a predicted model, not a curated record. Lineage: Eukaryota; Metazoa; Chordata; Mammalia; Artiodactyla; Cervidae.